Loa loa (African eye worm) is the source of this 1143-nucleotide messenger RNA. RefSeq names its product dual specificity phosphatase. The record is from RefSeq and is a predicted model, not a curated record. The transcript is spliced from 5 exons. NCBI's taxonomy places the organism in Eukaryota, Metazoa, Nematoda, Chromadorea, Rhabditida, Onchocercidae. Gene Ontology annotation, cellular component: cytoplasm. Gene Ontology annotation, molecular function: protein tyrosine/serine/threonine phosphatase activity. The coding region runs from base 171 to 962 and encodes 263 amino acids. Gene Ontology annotation, biological process: protein dephosphorylation.
AAAUUUCAGACAAUUUUAUAUCCGUUAUUGUCAUUUCGGUGUAAAAAUGCAACAAAUUCUGAAGUGAAGAAUUGGAAUUUUUUAUUCUUCCGGAAAUUUCACUACAAUCUUCUGCUGAAAAUUUCUAAUUAUAAAAUAGCUCUUAUCAUCUUAUCCAUAAAGCUUUCUUAAUGUCGCGAAUCGGAUUGUUUGGGCAAAUUUCCGAGGUUACUGACCAUUUAUUUCUUUCUGGAGCCGGUGUUCUGAAACUCGAAAAAUUACGUGAAAAGAAAAUUUCAUGUAUUGUAAAUGCAACUGUUGAAGAACCAUCUACUCACAUUCCUGGGAUUGACUACUUGAGGAUCUCAAUAGAAGAUAGUCCCUAUGCAAAAAUUGAUCAAUAUUUUGAUAUUGUUGCAGACAAAAUCAAAGCAGUCAAGGAUAGGGGUGGUCGAACUUUAGUACACUGUGUAGCUGGAGUAUCACGAUCAGCUACCCUGUGCAUGAUAUAUCUAGUGAAGCAUGAACGGAUGACAUUACGUCAAGCAUAUCACUUUGUUAAAUCAGCUCGACCUGUUGUGAAGCCUAAUGUAGGCUUUUGGAGACAAAUGAUCGAAUACGAACGUAAAUUAAAAGGUUCCAGUUCAGUGCAAAUGGUAGAAACAAAUCAAGAUGGUAUGACACUUCCAGAUGUAUAUUGCUCAGAAUUGAAACGACGAUUGAUCCAAAAUCAUUCGUUACCAAAGGGUACCUGUCGAAAUAUCACAAUUACUCAACUUCCUUUCAAAUACUCACAGACCUCGACAUUCGGUCGUCCAAUGAGUUCAUCUUAUCGGCGAUCCACAUCACCCUCAAUUAUACCAUCACUUUUUUCGCUUCCAUCACGACAACAUUCACCCUUCUCAAUGCUAACAUCAACGCUCAGUCGACGACGCACCAAUGAUCUGUUCGAUUCUUAUCACUCAACUUUUUCUACAUUCUAGUUGAUAUAAUGAUAACAUAUUGAUUAACAUAAUUCAGUGUAACAAAACAAAAACAAUUCCUGAUAUUUUACACUAUGUUUUGAUAAAGUUGUUAGAGAAAGUUUAUUGAUUGAAUCGAUUGAAAAAAAAGCGGUUUGUUAAAUAGUAUCAUAUGUUUCCUUUCAAAAAGCCUGGACAAAUC